Rhopilema esculentum is the source of this 2354-nucleotide messenger RNA. Its product is annotated as elongator complex protein 4. Gene Ontology annotation, biological process: tRNA wobble uridine modification. Gene Ontology annotation, cellular component: elongator holoenzyme complex; cytoplasm; transcription elongation factor complex. The record is from RefSeq and is a predicted model, not a curated record. NCBI's taxonomy places the organism in Eukaryota, Metazoa, Cnidaria, Scyphozoa, Rhizostomeae, Rhizostomatidae.
GGAGCUGUAGGGGGAAUUUCCCCCUAGUUAGUAUGUUAAAAAAGGCCAUGGAUAUUGAAACUUAAAGCCAAGGCAAGAUGGUUUGUUACAAAGACUUCGGUAACAGAAUGGGCCAGAAUGAUUGUUUGUACUCUGUAGCCAUGAUGCCAGCCUCGUUUUCACAAUGCUUGAUAAAAAGGAGAGGCGAGGCAUGGCAUAAUAAUAAUAAAAAUGGCGGCCAACUUCAAGAAAAAAUCUGUUCCACUAUCUAGCCGAGGGCAAGCAGUACCGCGAGGCUCAAAGUUAUCAAUAAGUAACAAUCAGCUGCUGGUUAGCUCUGGUGUACCCUCUUUGGAUAAUAUUAUUGGUGGAGGAAUACCUGUUGGAUCAUUGCUGUUAAUUGAGGAGGAUACACAUGCAAUAUUCUCGAAUAUUUUGCUGAGGUAUUUUUUGGCAGAAGGUGUAAUAUGCAAACAUGGCUUGUCAAUUGUCUCUGCAAAUGCCUGUACUGCAGAUGAAAUUUUCAAAAAAUUACCAACACCUGUUGAUUCUGAUGUUAUGAAGCCUAAAUCUAAAGCGCCUAGAGAGCCAGACGAAAAGAAAAAUAAUGAGGAAGAAUUGAAAAUUGCAUGGAGAUAUCAAAAUCUUUCAAGCCAAGAGGUAACUUCGAAUACAGUCAAAUUUGGUCAUUAUUAUGACUUGACUACAACUAUGGGGGACCAUCAUUUCUCAGGUCUUCACAUCACAAAAUUUAUUUCUACCAACUACACUGAAACAGAACCAAAGCAGAAGAAUGAUAAAAUCAACCCCGUUUGCAAAGCACUUAUCUCAGAUAUUCAAAAUUUAAUAAAAAACCAUAACUAUUCAUCAGCAGGUAGUCAGCCAGAUAAAAGAAUUCUUCGCCUAGCUCUGAAUUCAUUUGGUUCUCCAUUGUGGUCUACCUUCACUUCUACGGAUGAAAUGAUGAGCUCAAUUUCCUGGUUUCUUCUUGCCUUGCGCUCUAUUCUGCGGAAUGCAUUUGCAGUCUGUCUAUUAACAAUUCCUGUUCAUCUUUUCGAGGAUCCGUCAAUCUCAAGAAGGUUGGAACAAUGUGUUGACAAUGCUGUUCGCCUAGAAUCUUUUGGAGGAUCAAUAAAAGAACACAACCCUGCGUUUGCUGACUACGAUGGUUUAAUUCAUAUAAAGAAAAAAGGAAGGAUUAAUUGUCUAGCGGGUCAUGAUAUUGACACAUCGGACUGGGCUUUCAAACUUAAAAGAAAGAAAUUCUCAAUCGAGAAACUACAUUUACCACCGGAACUUUCAGAAACAGCCAGCCGAGCACAACUCGACGCAAAGAAAGUGAAGAUACAAAGUGGAACCCCAUUGUGCUCAAGCAACCCAAGAACAGCCAAUAAAUCGCUAGAGUUUUAAAAUGUAAUUUACAAAUAGUAUGGAUAGUUGUAUCUAACCUUCAUGAAAAUGUUGAGAAAAAGUCUUCUUUUUUAAGGUCGACUUUCAUUCUUUAUCAAAUUUUGCUCUUAUUUUCUAUCUACCCGUAUUUUAUCGUUUCAGCAGAUAUUAUUUUUUUGAUAGUUGUUUGAAAUUUGGGAAAGGAAUGAAUCUGCUAAGUGACAACACAUACUAAUAACUGACAUAUGAAGUAAGCCAAAAAGACCUGCUCUUUUUUUGAUAACUUUGAGAAAUUUUAUAUGUAUUUGAACCGUUUAUUGUAAGCUGAAUCUUAACUUUAGGCCAUCAAAUGCACUGAGACGUUACACAGUAAUCUGAGGGUAUUAUCUAUAAAUAAUAGAUAAAUAAAGACAAAAUAAUAGAACUAGAAAAAGUUGAAAUAGUUUUUCUAUUUUAUUGCUUUCAAUUCUUUAUCCCAUACCGUAACAGCAAUCAUACGUAUUAAAGAAACUGCCUGAUUAUAGAGUUUUUAUGUGAUAACGUCACAAAAAUAUAGUUUUAGAAAUUUUGAAUUUUGUUCUCAUAACCUGAAAGAGCAUCGUCAAAUACCGCUUUUUAUGGAAAAUCAGGUAAAGGUGUCGCGAGUUGGCAGGGAUAUGACCAGAUGAGCACAGGCUCUUGCCCCAUCAAACCUCAGUAAUUUUGUCUCUGUUCAUACAACUUUAUGCACAGAGCCAAAAUAACAGUGAUCCGUUGCAAAUUCCGAAUCUUUCAUUGGCUAUUUCUCACCCGGUUUUUGACUCAUUAAACGGAUUUGGCAUAUUUUGAAAUAUUUCGUAGAGUUUUUCAUGUCUAGCCUGUGUGCAGACUUUACUUUCCGUUGCGAAGGAGAGCCAAUACGCAACGUAAUUUGUUUUAGGAUUCUACUUUAGUUUAAACCAUUUUUUGAUUAACAUCAAUGAGGUAACACCCUGUCCCUUUGUUCG